Messenger RNA from Chelmon rostratus (copperband butterflyfish), 4477 nucleotides. RefSeq names its product ATG9 autophagy related 9 homolog A (S. cerevisiae) (gene atg9a). The transcript is spliced from 20 exons. Gene Ontology annotation, cellular component: autophagosome; phagophore assembly site. The record is from RefSeq and is a predicted model, not a curated record. Bases 345 to 2921 code for a protein of 858 amino acids. Gene Ontology annotation, biological process: protein localization to phagophore assembly site; autophagy of mitochondrion. NCBI's taxonomy places the organism in Eukaryota, Metazoa, Chordata, Actinopteri, Chaetodontiformes, Chaetodontidae.
GGACGCCACACUGCUGGCUGUUUCGAAAAUGAAACUGGCGUCGAGGGAGAGAAAAGAAAACGAAAACAGGGCGAUAUUCAGAUAAAAUCCUCGUGGAUAGGCAGUUUUAAGCUGGCACAGCGGAGGCAGGAGUACCCAACGAUUGAAAUAUGGCAUAAAGCCCUCUUCUACAGUCUGUUGUGGUCCUGUUUUGGGUUGAAGAGGACAGCUUUAAGGGGAACGUCUCUUCCUUUUUUCAGCUGGGAAUGUUGAGUCAAUACCAGAGCUGGAUAGGACGCACUGUACUGCAAUGGAGUCUGUAGCAGUGGGCCCGGCUACUUGGUGAGACUGAAGCCGAUGUCAGUAUGGCGCACUUUGACACAGAGUACCAGCGCCUGGAAGCGUCCUACAGCGACUCUCCCCCUGGAGAGGAGAACCUGCUGAUGCAUGUGCCUGAAGGAGCCAAAUCCCAAUGGCACCACAUAGAAAACCUGGACCUGUUUUUCCAGAGAGUUUAUAAUCUUCACCAGAAGAAUGGAUUCACCUGUAUGUUGCUGGGAGAGAUCUUUGAGCUGGUUCAGUUGCUGUUUGUGGUUGGCUUCACAGUGUUCCUAGCUAACUGUGUGGACUAUGACAUACUCUUUGCCAACAAGUUUGUAAAUCACACCGAUUCAUCAAAAGUCACCUUGCCUGAUGCCUUCCUCCCAGUGGAUGUCUGCAGUGCCCGUAUCCGUGACAACGCAUUUGUGAUCUUUGUGCUGAUAAUCUCUGGGGUGUUUUGGCUACAUCGCCUGGUCAAAUUCAUCUACAAUGUCUGCUGCUACUGGGAGAUCCGGUCCUUCUAUAUCAGUGCACUCAAGAUGACCAUGUCUGAACUACCCUAUGCAACAUGGCAGGAGGUUCAGGCCAGGAUAGUGGAGAUCCAGAAGGAGCACCAGAUCUGCAUCCAUAAAAAAGAACUGACAGAGCUUGACAUUUACCACCGCAUCCUCCGCUUUAAAAACUACAUGGUUGCCAUGGUGAAUAAAUCACUCCUUCCUGUUCGAUUUCGACCUCCUAUACUCGGGGAGUGUGUGUUCUACACACGGGGUCUGAAGUACAACUUUGAGCUCAUCUUCUUUUGGGGGCCAGGUUCUCUGUUUGAGAAUGAGUGGAGCCUAAAACCAGAGUACAAGAGAGGCGGUAACAGGCUUGAGCUGGCAGACAGGCUGGCAUCCCGUAUUCUGUGGAUUGGGAUUGCCAAUCUGCUGCUGUGUCCAGUCAUUCUGGUGUGGCAGAUUCUCUACGCCUUCUUUAGUUACACAGAGGUGAUCAAGCGGGAGCCUGGUUCCCUGGGAGCGAGAUGCUGGUCUUUGUAUGGACGAUGUUACCUGCGUCAUUUCAAUGAGCUGGACCAUGAGCUCAUGUCCCGUCUCAGCAAAGGGUACAAGGCUGCAUCCAAGUAUAUGAACUGUUUCCUCUCGCCACUGCUGACAGUGGUUGCUAAAAAUGUAGCGUUUUUUGCCGGGUCCCUUCUGGCGGUCCUCAUCGCCCUGACUAUCUAUGACGAGGAUGUUCUUGCAGUGGAACAUGUUCUGUCAUCGAUCACACUACUUGGAGUGUGUAUCACAGUCUGCAGAUCAUUUAUUCCUGAUAAGAACAUGGUGUUUUGUCCUGAGCAGCUGCUGCGGGUCAUCCUGGCUCAUAUCCAUUACAUGCCUGACCACUGGCAGGGCAAUGCACAUAGAUAUGAGACCCGUGACCAGUUCUCCCAGCUCUUCCAGUACAAAGCAGUGUUUAUUCUGGAGGAGCUGUUAAGUCCAGUAGUGACUCCCAUCAUCCUGAUUUUCUGUCUGAGGAGGAAGUCUCUGGAGAUCAUUGAUUUCUUCAGGAACUUCACUGUGGAGGUGGUCGGAGUAGGAGACACUUGCUCCUUUGCCCAGAUGGACAUCAGACAGCAUGGACACCCUGCGUGGAUGUCAGAGGGGAAGACAGAGGCGUCUAUCUACCAACAGGCAGAGGAUGGGAAGACGGAGUUAUCCCUGAUGCACUUCGCCAUCACCAACCCCCAGUGGCAGCCUCCUCGGGAGACCACACACUUCAUCAGCCAGCUGAAAGAACGAGUUCACAGAGAGGCCACGGGGGCUCCAUCAGACGCACAUCCACUCUCACUGUCUGAGUCUGAGCCAAGGAGCCUCAUUGCAAACCUCUUGGGAGGUCCUUCUACACUGACCUCCGUUAAUUUCGGCAGGGACAGCUCUUUGACCAAUCACGCAGCAGCUGGCAUAAGCGAUGGAGCAUCUGCCUUACGCUCUCUUUCCCCAAUCAGCAGCAGUCUUCACCUGAGAGGCAGUUUGAGUGUAGCGCACAGGGCUGCAGGCCACACUUCAGCCAUGAGCAAAGCAAUGGCAGGAUCUGGCACUGAUGCCCGAACUGUGAGCUCAGGCAGCAGUGCGUGGGAGGGCCAACUGACCAGUUUGGUCCUGUCAGAGUAUGCCUCUACUGAGAUGAGCAUCCAUGCACUUUACAUGCAUGAGCUACACAAGCAGCAGUCCCGUGGCGAGCUGUCCCGUCACACGUGGCACAGGCAGGAGAGUGACGAAAGCAGUGACAGCGUCCCAGACGAAGUGAGAAGCGAACCCAACCCUCACUCCAGAAAUUUCCCUCGCUCUCACACUUUCCCCAUCACAGUUCCAAGUCCCAGUGCCAUUCCCACUUCAGCCUCAGCCACCAGCAAUACCAUACUGGGCCAGGAGGGGGCAUCAUCACAUAGCAGCACCCAGCGGCGCUUCAGUGGACCCACCACAGACUCUUUUAGUGCUGGGGGGAAAAUAGUUAGGUCGGCCCGUGUGCCCAUGGGAGGGUGGGCGGAGGAGGGUCAGGCAACAUCACGACACCAUGACCCACUACCAGAGGAAAGUUCAGAGGAUGAAAUGCCUCCUCAUAUCCAUAAGGUUACAUAACCAAGCCAUGCGAAUAGGUGUCAGCGUCCCACCCUCUGUAGAUAACCAAACAUCCUGGUCCAUUGUCUAGGCUUGACCCUUUGAUAUGACACGGAUGAAGAUGGGCCUGUGCAACAGUGGUGUACCAUGAUCUCUCCAAACACUCAACUAGUGAAAUCAUCUGGCCAAGUCACGACUGACGCCACCAUCAACCAUUCAAAGAUACUAUAUUACCUACUAUACAUGCCUAAACAGGCAGACAGGGUACAUAUCUGAAUUUGUGUAUCAGAAGAGGACCUACAGGAUCAAGUUAUUUCUAGUAGCUAUUAUACCAUCAGAAUACACUACACUCUUUUACAAUGUAAAAAGAUUGCAUAAUGAAAGUGCAUGUGUUACUGUGAUGUAAACAGAAAUUUUGAACAUGUCAGCACUACUGGAGGCAUCCUUGGCACUUUAUCGCUAUAAAAAAACAAAACAAUUUGCCCAAAGUGUGUUAAGAAAGAUGCUGGUAACACUCUGACUUUCAUUGCGUGUAUCUGUUCUUGUAUCAAUAGCAGGAGGCUGUGUAUCCUGUAUUACAGUUUGCAUUCUGCCUCUUAGCAAAACAUAUGAAGGCCUCAAACAGUAUCAAAUUCACCAUUAAAUGUUAUCUCUUGACAUUUUUUAUUAACAUGUUUUGCUCCUGAUUUUUUUUUUUUUUGAUUGCUUGAUUGCCACUGCAUUACAAAGUUAAUUUGAGUUUUCUAAAAUGUUCUUAAAUCUUUCCCAGUCUGCCUCCAUUUGCACAAAUAGUUGCUUGUUUAAAAGAUAAUUGUACAGCUUAGCCCGGUAUUCUGCACGCACACAUGUACUAUGUAAAUAAAUGUUAUCAGGUUAAUUCACAGCAGUCAUUCAGAAUAUUGGAUUAAUCAAAUUUACAUGAUUUAAAGGGCAACAUUUUGUGAUGUGUAGCCGGAGAUGCUGUAUGCAAGCACAUAUAAAGGGUUUUAUUGUUUAUCACACAUUAUUUCUCAACAAACCUGUGAAAGGGUGCAACAGACAAACAAGACUGUUUGAAGCAUGUCAUAUUGACUCCUGUGCCAUACAAAAAGCCCUGAAGCACAAGUGCAUGGCAGCCAUCCAAACAUUUCUUCUAAAGAGUUGUAACUAAUCUCACAGUAAGAAUACUGUACACGACUCCAUUUCUGAUUAAUCACAGCAUGACUUUCCUGCUCCCUGUCAUUGAACCUCAGUUCUUUAAAAGACUUAUGCACUUUAAAUAAUUUGUUAAUGCAGAGGGUGUCACUUGUUUGUAUGUUUAUGUUUUCAUGUAUAUAUUUUGUAAUGAUUUUAUUUAUCAAAGGGAUGUGCCAUGAUUAUUGACAGCUGUGACUCAAGGUCGUGUUUUCCGUUGUGUACUUGGAUCAGGAUAAAAAAUUAAUGGCACACCGUUAACCUAGACUGAUAAUAUGGUCAUGGAUGCAAAGAUUCACUGCAAUGUUAUAUUAAAAGUAAUUGUGUUGGGAUUUUUUUGUGUGUUUUAUAGAUCCUGUAAAGUACCAUUUUGUACAGCUGUAAAUUCAUCCAUUAAAGACAUG